Molecule: messenger RNA, 3166 nt
Organism: Chaetomium fimeti
Lineage: Eukaryota; Fungi; Ascomycota; Sordariomycetes; Sordariales; Chaetomiaceae
Product: UNC-like C-terminal-domain-containing protein
Exons: 1
Coding region: 145-3051 (968 amino acids)
Biological process (GO): protein folding in endoplasmic reticulum
Cellular component (GO): cytoplasm; membrane
Source: RefSeq, a predicted model, not a curated record
GACAAAGGGAACUAAACUGCACGACCCUUGGACUCGACGAAAGGGCGACAGAAAAAACACCCAACCACCUGCCCACGACGACUGUUCUCUUUCACGACAGCGCCAUGGACAAGCUGGAACCUCGAGCAACGGCCUGAGGAAAGAAUGCGCGCCUCGGCAAAUUGGCCAAAAACAUUGACGCCGGCGCUAGUGGUCCUGGGACUCCACGCACUCGCCGCCCAUGGCUCCAGGUCCGGCUCUGAGACGGCCGUGACCGCCGCGCCGGCUGCUACAGAGGUCUGCGAGUCAAGAACCAUCAAUUACAUCACCCACACCCUCCCACAACAAUGUCUGCGCACCUCGUGGACGAGUCCCACCCCGACCGCCACCGCCGACGACUCGACAAUCCAGCCGACUGUCACGACUACCACUACGACAGUCACCGAGAGCCCGGGAUCCACCCAAGACAAUGCCACGGUGCAAGAGAAGGAUGCCCAAGAGGAGGAGCUGGCCGCAAGCUCCUUCAUGUCGUUUGAGGAGUGGAAGGAGAUGAUGUUGCGGAAGUCCGGGCAGGAUCCCGCCAACAUCAAGGCCCAGAAGCAGCGCGAGCACCGGGAACGGGACCCGAACAUGAACAGCGGUGAUACCGACAGCUUUGGUGAAGAAGGGGAGAUCGCACUUGAUUUUGACGCCCUCGCCGAGAAGGUGUCCGAGAUCACGUCGUCCACCGACAGAGGUACCCCAAAGGCCAACGAGGUGGUGCAGGAAGAGCAGAUCUUCUACGACGACGGCAAGACGCAGUAUUACCGGAGCAAGGAUGCUGGCAAGACUUGCAAGGAGAGGUUCUCGUACGCAUCUUUCGAUGCCGGCGCCACCGUCCUCAAGACGAGUGCCCGUGCGAAGAACGCCAAGGCUAUCCUGGUCGAGAACAAGGACUCGUACAUGCUUCUUGAAUGCCGCACAAAAAACAAGUUCGUCAUUGUCGAGUUGAGCGAUGACAUCCUUGUCGAUACCGUCGUCCUAGCCAAUUUCGAGUUCUUCUCCAGCAUGAUCCGCACCUUUAGGGUCAGCGUUAGCGACCGCUAUCCCGUGAAGCUGGACAAAUGGGUAGACCUGGGCACCUUCGAAGCUCGCAACGCGCGAGACAUCCAGGCCUUCUUGAUCGAGCAUCCUCAAAUUUACACCAAGUACAUCCGCAUCGAGUUUCUGAGCCACUGGGGCAAUGAGUUUUACUGUCCGGUAUCAUUGCUCCGCGUCCAUGGCACACGUAUGCUGGAUACGUGGAAGGAGCCGAGCCAUGAUGACGAACCGGAGCAAAUCCAGGGGUCAACACAGGAGCCGGCCACGGAGCCGGCCGCGGAGCCGCAGCAAGUGCAGGAACCAGCAAGCGGUGACAACCCAUCGGUGGUCGAAUCUGAGGAGACCGCCCAAACUCAGGAGAGAGCCCCUCGCGCCUCCAUAGAAAUGGGCCUUAGCCCCUGGCGCCCCCUUUUUCAGGGUAACUUCUCGCUUCAAAUUUGCGAACUGCGCUCGCCAACGACGGCCGAACCCACGCCUGUUGAGUCUGGCUCGGGUAUACCACCCAAACGACCUGUGGAAGCCCCCGAUUCAGUAACUCCGCGCCCAUCGGCGCCCUCAGCCGGCGACAGAUCUCGGGCCCGGCCCGGCAGUCCGUCCCCCCCCGAGCCUGCAUCUCCUGGAGCGCCCGCUUCCCAGGGGCAAUCAGGGGGUUCUGCUCCUUCUGGCGCCUCUUCAACGCCACCGCAGGGCAGCAAUGAUAAUGCAGCCAGCGGCUCAGAUCAAAAACAGUCCGAUGGCAGAGCGGAUGCCGCGGAUAACUCGUCCACCACCACAACCAUCCCCCGCAACAAAACCAGCUCCGUCUCCUCCGCAUCUGCCUCCCCUACCGUGCAAGAAUCUUUCUUCAAAACAAUGACCAAGCGCCUCCAACUCCUCGAAUCUAACACCUCCCUCUCCCUCCAAUACAUCGAAGAGCAGUCGCGCUUCUUGCAAGAAGUACUCCUCAAGAUGGAGCGCAAGCAGAUAACGCGAGUCGACUCCUUCCUCGACACCCUCAACAAGACGGUCCUCUCCGAGCUCCGCAACGUGCGCACUCAGUACGACCAGAUCUGGCAGAGCACCGUACUUGCCCUCGAAACCCAGCGCGAGCAAUCCCAGGGCGAGAUCGUCGCCCUCACCUCCCGCCUCAACAUUCUCGCCGACGAAGUCGUCUUCCAAAAGCGCAUGGCCAUCCUCCAAAGCGUCCUCCUCCUCGCCUGCCUCGUCCUCGUCAUCUUCAGCCGCGGCGGCCUCGCCGGCCUCGACAGUGCCUCCUUCCCCGCCUUCCCCCCCGCCUCGACCGGCACCGCCUACCGCCGCUACGGCUACGCCCGCUCCGACUCCCUCUCCGGCAUCUCCAUGCCCGGCUCAUCUCCCCCGCACCAACGCUCCAACGGCCAGCCACCAAACGGAGCGACCCCCACCCACAACCACAACAACAACAACAACCACCUCGCCACCUCCGCCCUCCCACGCCACCUCUACCCAACCUCAUCCUCGGCCUCUUUCAAAGACAAAACCCUUCCUCUAACCCCACCAUCCGAGUACAGCAGGGAGAGCACACCGGCGACAUCACGCCUCCGCCACCACCUCCACCACAGCCCCGAGGGGCCCUUCUACGAGAAGCAAGAGCAAGAUCAAGACCAAGACCAGGAUCAAGAUCAAGACCAGGACCAAGACCAGGACCGAGAAGAGGGGCAUGCGCAAGAGCAGGACUACGGGACGCCCUCUCGUCAACGCCAGCGCCGGCACCACACUGCUCCAGCAUCGACAAGGCCAGCGUCAGGGGGGCGACAACCACCAUCAGACGACGCGGACGCCGAGGUCUCCUCCAUCGAGAUAGACGCCGGCGCGGCAGAAGAAGUCAUGUCUCCGCCACAGGGUAGAGGGGAGCAAGAGGAGCAAGAGGAGCAGGAGGAGGAGAAGUCGCCGCUGCUGAGGGUCCGAUCAAACAUGUCGCAGACGGGCGGGCUUAGGAAGCAGUUGCCGGCGCUGCCCGAGGAUCCGAGCUAAUCAUGCCGGUGCCCACGUAUAUAUGUAGAGACCAUAAUUCGCGCGUUGCCAGCCUUUAUAAAGACUCAUUUUAAUCUCGGUUUUCACUCUUAUCGACUUCGUCGUGAUGCAUGGC